AUGCGCAACUGGAAUGAAAUAUUCCAGAUGAAAGAUCUAUCACGCAAUGUUCAGACGCACAGGAAGGCGCCUCGGUUCAUGAUGGAGUUGUACGAUGCUGUUACGGACUCGAACGGAACGCUGAAAAACACGGAGGUGCUGGAAGGAAAUAUUGUCAGAAGUUUCGAAGGUGCGGUUUUGUUUUCUGAUGCAGGACAGUCCAGCGGCUCAUAUCACUUCUUCAAUCUGACAUCAUUCAGACAGAACGAGCGCGUGAUCAAAGCAGAAUUCCGAUGGUUUCGUCAUAAACAGCCUUUCAUUGGACGUCAUCAUUUUUACAAGGUUGACCUGUAUGAAGUGCUGGACAGCAGACCUAAGCCUUGGCGAGGAAAUUUGAUAAGCUCAAGAUUAUUACCCGUCUACACCAAAGGAUGGGAGGUUUUUAACAUCACACAAAUGGUGACUAAAUGGAUUCUUAACAGCGGUACAAAUAAUGGUAUCCUGGUCGUGACUGCUUUACCUUCAGGUAACUGGUUUGAGUCCAGCAUUCGGAUGGAGAGGCAGUCAGACGAAACAAAUGCAUAUUUGGUUAUAUAUUCAGAUGACGGACGAAAGCACUACCAGCACCCGCCUUUCUACACAGGACAAGAUAUCACCACAUCACCUAUACUCCUCGAGCCUAUAGCAAGUUUAGCGACGUCAACAACGCGUAACCGCAGGAGCGUGCGCACCUUAACUUCUACAUGCCAGAGAACAAACCUCUACGUAGACUUCACUAAAAUUGGCUGGUCAGGGUGGAUAAUAUCUCCCAGAGGUUAUAACGCAUAUAGCUGCAUGGGCUCCUGUCCAUUUCCGCUGGGUGAAAGUCUACGGGCUACGAAUCACGCUACCGUGAGAUCUAUCAUGAACGCGCUGAAACUAUCGCAGGAGGCGGGGAAACCCUGCUGCGUACCUGAUGUGCUUCACCCAAUCAGUCUCCUGUACUUCGACGACGAGGAAAAUGUUGUUUUGAAACAAUAUGACGACAUGGUGGCCGGCAGUUGUGGCUGCCAUUAA
This is a messenger RNA of Labeo rohita (rohu), 1035 nucleotides long. RefSeq names its product bone morphogenetic protein 2-B. The record is from RefSeq and is a predicted model, not a curated record. The coding region runs from base 1 to 1035 and encodes 344 amino acids. Gene Ontology annotation, molecular function: growth factor activity; cytokine activity. Gene Ontology annotation, cellular component: extracellular region. Gene Ontology annotation, biological process: SMAD protein signal transduction. NCBI's taxonomy places the organism in Eukaryota, Metazoa, Chordata, Actinopteri, Cypriniformes, Cyprinidae. The transcript is spliced from 5 exons.